GUCUGUAUUGAUUCGUAUAUAAUUACUCGAGUCUACAAGUACUUUGCAUGUGUGCGUAUAAAAAAACGAGAAAGAUCGUCCUUCUCGCCCGGACUUUGCUCCUAAGAGCUGCACCGUCUUGUCCCCGCCCCCGCCGGCGCAAAGCCAUUUUUUGCGAGAAUGCCGUCCCAUUGUGCAGCGCAAUUGACUUCCUGGUGGUCCUGCCUGCCAAGUGUGAUCCAUGUAUCCUCCCCCUCCAGGCUUCUCCUCCUCCUCCUUCCUCCUCAUCUUCCGAUCCAAUCCACCAGAGCCAGGAGCACCUGCUGGCCCCCAAACACUGCGCAAUAUCCUAGCCCCUCCCUCCUCUUCAGCCCCAAGAGAGGAGCCACGAUGAGGAGGAGCGACAGACGAAAGAGGGGCCAAACAACAACAGACUUUCCGAUCCGACGCACACCAUCGUGCAGGGCAUCUUUUCCUCAUGUACGAUUCGAUGCAAUGUACGUACUUACAUAUGUACGUAAGUUUAUCUCGCAAGAAAAGCCGCGCCCCCGGGUCCUGUUGGCACGCGAGAGCGAGGAAAAGCUACCUACUCGUACCUGCAAAACUAGAGAGGAAAGAGGAGACGUUGGGACUAGUGCCUGUCUGCGUCGACAUCGUGCGUUUUACACCAGCUCCAUGAGUCCAUUAUGCGUGUUUUGUUUCUUUGUGCUCGCUUCUUCUAGCGCAUCUCCCCACCGUUGCUUCGUCGCACUGGCUGAAACAACAUCGCCGCUCGCCUCCAGCUAAGUUGCACGGCCGCCGCGCCGGAUGUGACGCCUGUCAUCCCAAAUCAAGUGUUGGGUUGAUUGUUGAUUGUAGGCAUUCGACUUUUUUGGUUUUUCUACUCCUGGGAUUGAUUCCACUCAACACACUCCUCCAGCUUGACCCCGUUGCCUCCGAAACAGUCCAGCGCGCUACCAAUCGUCAGGUCCACCUUGCCUUU
This is a messenger RNA of Colletotrichum acutatum, 961 nucleotides long. RefSeq lists its product as uncharacterized. Lineage: Eukaryota; Fungi; Ascomycota; Sordariomycetes; Glomerellales; Glomerellaceae. The coding region runs from base 160 to 765 and encodes 201 amino acids. The transcript has a single exon. The record is from RefSeq and is a predicted model, not a curated record.